AUGGUCGCCAUCAAGCAUCUGCUCGCGGCAGUGGCCGUAGUCCCGUUGUGCGUUGCCGCGCCUACGACUUCCAGUCAUGUCCUCCACGAACAGCGGAGAUCCCACGAUAGAGUCUGGAAGAGAUCUAGCCGACUCGAUGGCUCUGCAGUCCUGCCGAUGCGAAUUGGCCUCACCCAGAGCAAUCUCGAGAAGGGACCAGAGCUUCUGAGGGAGGUCUCACAUCCCAGCUCUCCCAGAUAUGGCCAAUACUUGACAGCGAGUGAGAUUCAUGAGCUGUUUGCCCCAGCUGAAGAGGCUGUCAACUCUGUCAAAGAAUGGAUCGCAUCUUUUGGCGUUGAGCCGUCUCGCAUCAUACACUCGGACAACAAGGGAUGGCUUGCAUUUGAUGCCUCGGCAAGUGAGGUCGAGGCCAUGUUUGACACUGAGUUUUAUGAAUACAGCCACGACGAGACUGGAAAGCUUCGUGUCGGAUGCGAUGAGUACUCUGUCCCCGAGCAUUUGCUCCCACACAUUGAUUUUAUCAAACCUGGAGUCAAGAUGAUGCCAGUAACGAAGAGAAAUGUGCCCAGCCCAGGACACAAGAAGAGAUUCAGCCGCGGACCCAAAAAGCCAGCUGGGCGCGUCUCGCUCAAGGAGAGCCCCUUUGGCAGCUGGGACUUCAAGGCGGCAGCCGCACAGACACUUCCAGAUGACCUACAGGGUUGUGGACAGAAUAUCACUCCACCAUGCUACCGGGCUCUCUAUGAUAUCCCGAUUCCUGAUGGCGCUGUACCCGGACUGGGUGUUGGUGUUUACGAGCAAGGUGACUACUUUGCAAAGGGCGACUUGGACGAGUCGUAUGCCGCAUACGCUCCCUGGGUGCCCGAGGGGACUUACCCGAUCCCAGCUCUUGUUGAUGGAGCUCAGUACGACUUUCCGCAAAACGCUACUGACUGGGUUGGUGGAGAAGCUAACCUUGAUAUCUUCAUUGCCCAAGCUCUGACAUAUCCUCAAAAUGUUACGCUUUACCAAGUCGAUGACCAGAUUUACGAGCCCGAAGAAGUUGCCACUACUAAUUUGUUCAACACGUUCCUUGACGCUCUUGAUGGAUCAUAUUGCAACUACUCAGCCUAUGGUGAGACUGGAGACGAUCCAGAUAUUGACGCCGUCUACCCUAACCCAGAUCCUGCUGGCUACCAAGGCGAGCGUCAAUGCGGUGUCUAUGAGCCUACCCCUGUAAUCAGCAUUUCGUACGGCCAGGCAGAGGCCGAUCUGCCCAUCAACUACACAAAGCGACAAUGCGACGAAUUCAUGAAGCUUGGUCUUCAGGGUGUCUCCAUCUUUGUGUCCUCGGGAGACUAUGGCGUGGCUUCUUUCCCUGGUGAUGGCUCCGACAAUGGCUGCCUCGGGCCCGAGUCGACCAUUUUCAACUCUCAGUAUCCCAACGGCUGUCCAUACCUCACCUCGGUCGGAGGCACCAUGAUCUACCCUGACCAGACUGUGCUGGACCCCGAGAGUGUCCUUCAGGUUGCCUUGUCAGGCGCGCCAAACUUUAGCUCUGCCGGUGGUUUUUCCAUCUACUUUGAGACUGCAGACUACCAAAAGUCCGCCGUGCAAUUUUACUUUGACAACUAUGAUCCGUCUUACCCCUAUUUUGAAGAGUUUGACCCGGACUUUGACACGGUCGAGGGCUUGUACAAUAGGAUCGGUAGGGCAGGUCCCGAUGUGUCGGCAAAUGGUGCAAACUUGCAGGUAUACACCAACGGGGAGCAGUAUCACUUUUACGGCACGAGUCUGUCAGCACCAGUCUUUGCUUCAGUCAUCGCCCUGAUUAAUGAGGAGCGUGCCAACGCCGGCAAGGGCACCGUGGGUUUUGUCAACCCGGUGCUGUACGAGAACCCCGAUGUCUUGAAUGACAUUACCAACGGUACCAACCUCGGAUGUGGAAGCGACGGGUUCCAAGCCGUCCCAGGAUGGGAUCCUGUCACUGGCUUGGGUACACCUAACUACCCAAAGAUGAGAGAUCUGUUCCUUUCUCUUCCAUAA
Pestalotiopsis fici W106-1 is the source of this 2025-nucleotide messenger RNA. RefSeq lists its product as uncharacterized. Lineage: Eukaryota; Fungi; Ascomycota; Sordariomycetes; Amphisphaeriales; Sporocadaceae. The record is from RefSeq and is a predicted model, not a curated record. Gene Ontology annotation, biological process: proteolysis. Gene Ontology annotation, molecular function: serine-type endopeptidase activity; tripeptidyl-peptidase activity. The transcript is spliced from 7 exons. Bases 1 to 2025 code for a protein of 674 amino acids.